This is a messenger RNA of Blastocystis hominis, 1404 nucleotides long. RefSeq lists its product as hypothetical. Gene Ontology annotation, biological process: transmembrane transport; monoatomic cation transport. The transcript is spliced from 4 exons. The coding region runs from base 1 to 1404 and encodes 467 amino acids. Gene Ontology annotation, cellular component: membrane. Gene Ontology annotation, molecular function: monoatomic cation transmembrane transporter activity. NCBI's taxonomy places the organism in Eukaryota, Bigyra, Opalinata, Blastocystidae. The record is from RefSeq and is a predicted model, not a curated record.
AUGUCGGGCGACAUCUCGCCGAUCGAGGAGGACGACGACGCGGAGCUGCAGAACGAAGUGGCGAUCAACUCGGGAAUGCCCAACGAACACACGCAUCGCCUGUCGGAGUCGUACGAGGAAGGUUCUCUGGAUGUUUCCAUCGAGGGCAGUUUGGACGGCCAUUCCAGGCCCCACUCGCGCACCAAUUCCCACACCAAUCUCCUCGACGAUAUCUCCGUCCACUCGUCCAUGCAUUCGCCCAUUCAUUCUGAAAAGCACUCGCCCGUCCAUUCUGAAAAGCAUUCGCCCGUCCAUUCUGAAAAGCAUUCUCCCAUUCAUUCUGAGAAACACUCGCCCACGCACUCUCCGCACUCUCCGACUCGCUCCAUGGGAGCGAAAUCGGGCUCGGAGUCGGAGUCGGAACUUCUGCUCGACUCGAAAAUGGCUUCGGCGAGCGACUUGAUGGGGAUGAUGCUGGUGCAGCACCAGACGCCCGACUACUCCAAGGACAACCAGGAAUUGCUGGUCGACGCGUUCCCGCCCGAGACGCAGCCGCCCGCGAAGACGUCGAGGUGGGCCUUGCUGAAGCAGACGGUGCGCUGCGAAGUGGAGUACUACCGGAAGCUCAGCUGGAUGAACAAGAUCGUGUACUGGCUGGAGGCGCCCAUGACCCUUCUGCGAAACAUGACGAUCCCCGUGGUGAUGGAAGAGCGCUACGACAAGUUUUUGCUGUUGUCCACGGCGUUCGGCAUGCCGCUGUUCAUCUUCCACAAGUCGGAGAAAGCGCUGUCGGAGCUGAUGUUCGGACUGCCCUGCUGGGUGGUGCUGCUGGGCAUCUCCCUGGUGCUGUUCGUGUUCUUCGCCUGCUGCAUGCCCUUCGAGGGAGCGCCCAAGCAGUCCAUGUUUUUUAUCAUUCUGUUUGUGUCGUUCUUCAUGUCGAUCAUGUGGGUCGAAGAGAUCGCGGACGAAUUGGUGAAUCUGAUGAACGCGCUGGGGUCGAUCGCGGGCAUUCAGCCGUUCGUGAUGGGUCUCACUGUGCUCGCUGUGGGGAACUCGAUCAGCGAUCUCGUGGGAGACGUCACCAUCACCAAGCAGGGAUAUCCGCAGAUGGCCAUUGGUGGAAUCUACGCAUCGCCGAUGUUCUCGAUGCUGAUGGGGCUGGGAGUCGCGCUGGGCAUCCGAAUGGUGGAAUUUCCGGAUGAGGACAUCACGCUGGGAGAAGAUACGAUUGUCAUCAAUCUCACGUUUAUCUUUUUGAUCUUGACGCUUUUGACGACACUGAUUGUGGUGCCGCUGCAAAAGUUUACUUAUACCAAAAAGUUUGGUGUUAUCCUGAUCUCUAUUUAUCUAUUAUCUAUGAUUUUAAAUCUUCUGGCUUCGUGCGGAAUUCUGCACAUCCCCUUCCUUGAACCCAAGACAAUGUGA